CGAGAAAGUGCUGCAUGGUGUACCGUAUGGUGACGUGUUUUACUCGAUGAAAACAGGACAACAAAACACACAGAAAACCCAUCAGCAGUGGACAGUACCGUAAAUAUUACUACACUCAGUACAUCACGGCAUCUUCUCCAAGAAGGACGACAACAGCGCGACAAGGGAUAUUUACACAAUUCGACGAGGCACCGCGCAUCCCAUUUAAUCAAACUGCUCCUCCCAAAAGCAUAAUCAUGAUGAAAUUGACGAGAGCAGUUCUUUUGUCGCAGGUCUUCUUUGGACUGCACUCAGAAGCCUUCGCCCCUCCCAAUCGGCAGGAGAGCACGGCGCUGUAUUCAACRGCCGAAGGAGCGACUGCAGUAACUGCCGAACUCGACCUAGAUCCGAAGGAAGUUGUGAAGGUAUUUGGUCGAUUGGCAGAAAAGUACAUCAUGCUUGACGAGAGUGGCGGCAUGUGCUGCUAUUCCGCAUGCAAGGAUUGUGAGUUUCGACUUCCCGGUGGUGGCUACAAAAUGGCCGACCAGAGCGCUUCUCGACCCAAAUGGAUCCCGGUGUACGAAGAACGAAUCUUUGAGGGUCAGGGCAAAGAACACAUCGCAAAAUGGAAAACUGGGAUUUUUCCAGAUGGUGCCACCGUCGUDACAAAAGAAGAAUUUGUCGACGCUGUUUUGGGAUUGGAUUUUGCCACACCAUUGGGAGGUCCUUUUGUGUCCAAAUCGGCGGGAAAAUUGGAAGAAACUACUGUUACAGAGUGUCUCUUUGAUAUUUUGGCGGAUGGCAAGGAUAAACUAACUCGACACAGAAUGGGUUUGGGUUUGAAAAAAUUGUCGGGAGAUGAAGCUGGAUUAACAUGGGCAGGCUUUUCGGCAGCAAUGGGACUGUAAUUGUAGUGUAGUUCGUCACUUUCAUUUACCAGAAAGGUGCUUUACCRCAUUUGGACRAUAUCGUGAUCUCCGAAAAACUAAAAUUUCCAAUUUUGU
Molecule: messenger RNA, 983 nt
Organism: Pseudo-nitzschia multistriata
Lineage: Eukaryota; Bacillariophyta; Bacillariophyceae; Bacillariales; Bacillariaceae
Source: the annotation of a GenBank genome assembly